UUCCAAUUCGAUUUGGAAACUCGAGUCGUCAGCGGGCCACAGUCGCUGCCUUCGAGUUUAUUGCCAACUCUGCCUUGGCCCGGUGCGCAACGGUUUCGGUAGUUGGUAGUGCAUAGUUGGUAUUGUCGGAGCUAAACUUUUCCCGCUUGUGACUGAAAGAUGCUUGACAUUUAGCCAGAAAAUUCUGACAGCGAUUUAAAUACAAUUUGUGUGACUGUGUAGAGUGUGUGUGGUGGUGCCUCAACUGUAAUCAAUCAUAUCAUUGCCGAUUUAAGUACUCUUGCCCCUCGCAAUCGAAUGGAUAUCAAAGCCUCGACGCCACCUGCCCUCGAAGUGGCUCCUGGCCAGCCCGGAUCGCCAGCCGGAAAACCGGUAGCGAUCUCCGCCGCCAUGUCCGGUCCAGGUGGAGUGGCCAACUCGUCCUCCACCGCGGCGGCCAACAAUACCGCCGCCACAUUCCAGCACAUCUUCGAGCAGCUGGUGCAGCAGGGCGGCGGGAACCACAAGCUGCCGCAAAAGCAGCUGGAGCAAUUGCGUCACCUGCUCGGCAACGUGAGGGACGCCAAGAAUCUGCAGAUGAUCGUGGAGAAGUUCAAGAACCUGGAGCAGUUCCACGAGCACUAUGACGCCCAUCUGGCCAACAACAACACUGUGAUCUCAACGGAAGAUAGCAACGACUUGGUUAAGGAUAAUGCCAGGAAGUACGGAUCUGGUGGACAGACGCUAACGCCCCGCCACACAAUCGAUGCCAUUCUGGGCCUGAAGAAUCGCAAUGGCGCGGCGAAUGGCAGUGGCAGGAAUCCGGAAACGGUCAGCGAUGGCUCCGUUGAUCCCUCCCUGGGUGACGAGGACGCCACUGAUCUGCGCUGCGGCAUGACCCUGACGCAGUUGCGCAGCAUGGACAAUCACAUGGCCAGCAUGCUGCAGCAGCACGCGAAGAACGGAGCAGCCCUGCCCUACGGUCCACCAACUCCGCCGGGGGGUCAGCAGCCCCAGGUGCCGAAUGCCACGCCCCUACACCAUGGACAGCAGAUGGGCGGCCAGGCGGGACAUGGUCAUCCUACGCAUCAUGGGCAUGCUCCCUUCGGCUAUCAUAAUGCUUUUGGCUUUGGCCAGGCCGGUCAUGGGUAUGGGCACCAUGAGGAGGCGGCGGGCAAUUACCUCAAUUCGAUGCACCAGAUGGUCGAGGCCAAUCAAUUGCAGACCGGAGCCAAUGGGGCCAAUGCUCCGCCCGCUCCGCUGCCGCCCAGUUCCUUUGGCAGUAAUCAGCAGCAUUUGGCCGCCUUGGCGGCUCAGGCGCAGGAGCAGCAGAAUCAGCACGGCAAAUACGCCAAGUCAUCGCCCACUGGAGCGGGUCCUCCUCCACCGCCGGGUUCCUACUUUAUGGAAUCCCAGACGGCGCCUGUCGCCCCGUCGCAGAUCAACUACGACGAGCGUUCAAUGUCCUCGGCUAGCGAUUUGGAGGAGGACGACGAUGAUGCGGCAAAGUUGCAGCUCGAUGUGACCUCGCCUCCCACUCCGGCGCCACGUGGUCCGCUGGCCGCCAAGCGCAAGUCCGCCGGCGUCUUCUGUGAUGAUAAUGAGCCAAAAUUAGCCAACGGUCAGUUGCCAGGCGGCAAUUACGGCAUUCGGCCGCGCAGCAUGGAGGAGGUGCAUCAUCAGCAGCAAUCGCAUCACCAGCAACAGCAGCAGCAGCAGCAGCAGCAACUGCAACAGCAGCAGGGCUUUCAGCACGACUUUCGCAACAGUGGCAAUGGGAAUCCCAAUGGCAACAGCAACUCCGGCGAUCAUGGCGAGCGUUUGAACGCGGAUAGCGACAGCUUGGUCAACGGCAGCUGCGCCUCCAGCGAGGAUCUCAACCAGACCAACAGCAGCGAGCAGGGCGAGAAGAUCACCUCCGGCAGCGACGACGAGGGCCAAGAUGACAACUGCGCCAAGAAGAAACACCGUCGCAAUCGGACCACCUUCACCACCUACCAGCUCCAUGAACUGGAGCGGGCCUUCGAGAAGUCCCACUACCCCGAUGUCUAUUCCCGCGAGGAGCUGGCCAUGAAGGUGAACCUGCCCGAGGUCCGCGUCCAGGUGUGGUUCCAGAAUCGUCGCGCCAAGUGGCGUCGCCAGGAGAAAUCGGAGAGUCUUCGCCUGGGCCUGACCCACUUCACCCAGCUGCCACAUCGCCUGGGAUGCGGUGCAUCCGGACUGCCCGUGGAUCCCUGGCUAUCGCCGCCGCUGCUGAGUGCACUGCCAGGCUUUCUCUCGCAUCCGCAAACCGUGUACCCAAGCUAUCUGACGCCGCCGCUGAGCCUGGCGCCAGGAAAUCUGACCAUGAGCAGCCUGGCGGCCAUGGGCCACCACCACGCCCAUAAUGGGCCGCCGCCCCCGCACGUGGGACACGGAGGACAUGGUCAGCCGCAGCCACCGCCACCGCCGCCGCCCCACGGAGUGCCCCACCCACAUGGCAGCCACCAUGUGGUACCCCUUUCUCACCUCUCGCCGCACCUGUCACGCAUGUCGCCGCAUGCGACGUCCUUAGGCUCGCCCCACCACGGAGUGACCCCCCUUGGCACGCCGCUGCACAGCAGUCUGCCGCCCAGUUCGACAGCCACCACCGUGGCCGUCUCAUCCUCGCAGUCGUCCUCCUCCUCCGCCUCGCUGGAGUGCAGCGGUCCGGAUGUCUGCAUGUCGCCGCAGAACCUUAGCAUUGGCAAUGCCGAUUCCAAUGGCGAUGGACGCGACCUGAGCAGCGACCUGGAUGCCGGCAGCACCAGCAGCAAUCCCGGCAGCAGUCUGGACAAGUGCGCGGCCAGCGCCAACAUAGAGCUGCUUGAUGUGGGUCGGGAUAGUCCACCACCUCCGCCCACUCCGACUGGCAAGGGUUCGAGCACGCCGCCGACGGACAUGCGGAGCAACUCGAUCGCCACGCUGAGGAUCAAGGCCAAGGAGCACCUGGACAACCUGAACAAGGGAAUGGUAUCCAUUGUCUAGCCCCAGUCGGUUCCUAGCUAAGUGCGCCUCCAAUCGAAAACAGUUCCCAAUCCCUCGUAUCGUCUUUUAGGUGUGUUCUAAGUUUAGUGAAUUUCGUGUUGUCAGUACUUAUUUCUGAGGCAGUUUCUCAGAUGGUAAACUCAACGUGUGCAAAGUGUAUUUGUAAAAUUUUAAUUAAUUCAAUGAAAAACGGCUGACGAAGAAGUCUAUUCCUAAUGCAUAUUAGCACAAAAUAAAUAUGACAAGUUUUAGCUCAA
Messenger RNA from Drosophila sechellia, 3242 nucleotides. It is a transcript of the gene Rx, whose product is annotated as Retinal homeobox domain-containing protein Rx. The record is from RefSeq and is a predicted model, not a curated record. The transcript has 6 exons. NCBI's taxonomy places the organism in Eukaryota, Metazoa, Arthropoda, Insecta, Diptera, Drosophilidae. Gene Ontology annotation, biological process: positive regulation of transcription by RNA polymerase II. The coding region runs from base 298 to 2985 and encodes 895 amino acids. Gene Ontology annotation, molecular function: DNA-binding transcription factor activity, RNA polymerase II-specific; RNA polymerase II cis-regulatory region sequence-specific DNA binding.